ACCACCGGUAAUCUUGUACUUGUGCUCAAUAUAGCCAUGUUGGUGCCUGAGAAAACAGUUCCUCCAAGCAUCAAAGGUGGUGAUUUGUCUGGAGAAUUUGAGCUUGUCCAAGUUCACUUCCAUUGGGGAACUGAGUCCAUCAGGGGAUCUGAGCACUUCAUCAACGGUGAAGCGUUCCCAUUGGAAAUGCAUCUGGUCCACUACAACGCCAAGUUCCCCAGCAUUUCGAAAGCCCUCGAGACGAAUGACCAUGAUGCCCUGGCCGUGCUCGGGUUCUUGUUUGAGAUCUCGCCAGAGGACAACGGCCGACUGGACUCACUCAUUGCAAGGCUGGACCAACUGCGGGCCAGCAACGGAACCGUGGUGUUCCCCAAGAAAUCCCUGUUCCGGAUGGCGGACUUGAUCGACCUGGACGACGACGAGGGGGUCAACGAGGAGUUCAACAUCAAGUAUGCCGACUUUUAUCGCUACGAAGGCUCGCUGACGACGCCGACAUGCAACGAACAAGUCGAAUGGACCGUUUUCCCCACCACCAUCCCGAUUUCGGAGCGACAAAUGGGGAUAUUCAGGAAGCUACUUGACCAUAAGGGAUACACGCUCAACGACAAUUACCGUCCAGUUUUCCCACUCGGAGGUCGCUUGCUACGCAAAUACUCCGCCAACGCAUCAAACGACGAGUCCUCACGGGAGUCGAAUCCGAAUCGUCUCAACACGGUGCUCGCUGAUUUCGUCAGUCAUGAUCACGAACACGACCACGACAUCUUUCAUCCGAAAGAUCAUUACGCCAGGCCAGACAUUAAAGAGAUCCUGGACGAGGAAGUCGAAGAUGCGGAAGAGACCAACUUGGACUCGGCUUCGGUGCUUCGCGAAAGACUGCAGGAUUGUCAACGGAUGCGAAUGGCGCUUCUGAAGAACUCAGCAUCCUACGACUUCAACGUGAUCACCAUGCUGUUCCCCAUAUUUUUCGUAGUGUUCGGGAGAUUAUUCCCCAUUGUGUAGAUUGUGUUCGAUCAAAAUUCCUCCAGGGCAUCUUCCUCGUGAUUUCAUCACAAAGCGACGGAUAGAACAAUACGAAACUCGGUGCUCUUCUCAGUGAAUACGUAAAUGAAAUACAUGGCGCUUUUGUGGUAAGAAAAAGAAAAGA
Molecule: messenger RNA, 1144 nt
Organism: Notodromas monacha
Lineage: Eukaryota; Metazoa; Arthropoda; Ostracoda; Podocopida; Cyprididae
Source: the annotation of a GenBank genome assembly